AUCGAAAAAACACGUAAAAUGACUUUGAGUGUGGUUCUUAUAUUGCUGUUGGUGAGUGAUACAUUUGCAUCACCGACAUUUCUAGAUCGUGUGAUGAGAAAACGCCAAAGAAAUUCUUUGGAAAAUUUACCCUGCAUGUAUUCAAGAUAUAUGUUACACUAUUUUAACUUGAAUGGAAUUGUUUUUAAAAAUAAAUUUGGAGUAACUAUUGAUGACGAGAGUGAUACUUCCGCGAGUCCAGAAGAACUUUUGAGCGCCUUAGAAUUUUAUGAUAACCAACUUAGGUCUCAAGGAAAAAUCGUUUUAGCUAUGCUCCAUGAACUUAGAAUCACACAGAUAUCACCAAAACCACCGAAAGUUCUAAUGCAAGUAAAUUUGUACUUAAAUAACUUGUCAAGGACUACCCGCGUGAACGUUCAGGAAGCACAUACGACGGAACCAAAUUAUGUAAGGGGAUACAAAUUCUUUUAUAAGAAAAUUACAGAAGCGCUUAAAAAUAAAAUAGACCGUGAUUGCUAUGUUAAAAAAGAUCCCAUAGUUCAGGACAAAGAAUACGAGGAACCAAAAUUUGAAGUUAUCAAUAAAUUAUUGGCAAAAGAGUGGCCAUUGAAAACGGACGGUUUAGCGGAAGUUUUGUUGAUACUUGAUCAUAACAAAAUAGAAUUGGAAAAAUAUUUUCAGUCGACGUUCGAUACGGGAAUUUGUAAUGACUUUAAACCCGAAAACUUGCUAUUCAUGUCAUUACUGGAACCCGAAGUCGAUUAUUUGAAUACUGUGUCCAAUAUAGAAAUGUCAACGAAUCUAGCCAGCAGUAGUAAUGAAUUAAGUUUGGAUACAUCAUUAUUCCCACGUAAUGUAAUUACUGAAUAUAAAAUCAACGGAGCUUAUGCGAGUAUAUAUGACUUAUUUAUUCUGACUCGAGCAAGCUUCGACCAAAACAACGUUAUUUCAUUCCAGCAACAUGUAUGUGCCGCUGUUUUAUAUCCGUUUUUUAUACGCAUUCACACAUAUUUUCGGAUAAAUAAAAAAUAUCGGGGGGGUGGUAAGUUUGAAGUGAAAUUCGUGGCCGUAGGCAAGAAACUACUCAACACUUUUAAGUCUUUGAUUGAACUGGAAAUUUUUCCCAAUGAUUUGCAAAAUUUCCUAAAUACUAUUUUCUUCAAUUUCAAUGCUCUGGAAACUAGUUGUACUUAUAAAUGGGAAAAUAGAGUAAAGGAGAUGACAUUUAUUUCAGAUCGUAUUUUAAAACUAAUGAAUUUAUAUAACCUUAAAUUUUCGAUUGACGAUAAGUUCGAUAUUAAACAUGAUAAUGAUGCCUAUGUAAACAAUGAGCUCAAGUUUCUUGAAUCCACAAUCAAUAAUCUUGAAGUUUACGUUCAAAAUUUAAAAAUAUUAAAACCUGCAUUAAAAAAAGGACUCGCAAUUGACUCCUAUGACGGAAUGACAAAAUCAGAUCCUAUAGACAUACGAAAUACGCAAGAAUUAGGUUAUGUUGUAGUCAAAAACAAGAUUGACGAACCUCUUACAAUCCAAAUUAUUAUUACACCAUAAUUAUACUAAUUUAUCUUGAGAGUACUGAAAUUAUUUUUAUUGUAAUAAUUUUGUAGCU
This is a messenger RNA of Adelges cooleyi (spruce gall adelgid), 1609 nucleotides long. RefSeq lists its product as uncharacterized. Bases 19 to 1551 code for a protein of 510 amino acids. The transcript has 2 exons. NCBI's taxonomy places the organism in Eukaryota, Metazoa, Arthropoda, Insecta, Hemiptera, Adelgidae. The record is from RefSeq and is a predicted model, not a curated record.